This is a messenger RNA of Oryza sativa Japonica Group (Japanese rice), 954 nucleotides long. RefSeq lists its product as uncharacterized. The record is from RefSeq and is a predicted model, not a curated record. Lineage: Eukaryota; Viridiplantae; Streptophyta; Magnoliopsida; Poales; Poaceae.
AAGAGAGAGAAGAAGAACAAAAUGGAAAGAGCCAUUGCCUGCCUAGCUAGCAUGGUCCAACUAUAAAACCCCAAGGCGGCAGCAGCAGCCAGCAAUAAACACCAUCAGUACACCAUCCAUCCAUCCAUCCAUCGUCUCAUCCUACCACAGAUCACACACACACCAAGAACACCUAGCGGCGAGCUCUUCGCCCUCGCGGCCGUUCUUGGCUUUGUCUGGCUCGGUUUGCUUCUGCUUUUGCUCCUGCAUGCGCCGCGCAAUGGAGAGGAGGCCUCGUGACCUCGUCGCCGUCCUGGCUCUGUCCUGCCUCCUCCUCCUCCUCCCACUGCUCGUCUCCUCGGUGCCCAUGUCGAGAAGCCUGCACUUGAGCAGCCAGCAGCAGCAACACCCGCCGUCUCUGAACCUCUCUCCAGAUGAGAUGGCGGCGGCGGCGGCGGCGAGAGGGCUCGGCAGGAGGCCGGCGGCGAGGAUGGACGUGGAGGUGAACGACUACCCCGGGUCAGGACCCAACAACCGCCAUGACCCUCCCAAAGGUCCUGGGAGAGCAUGAAUUCAGUCAAGCUGAAGCUGCUGCUGCUGCUGCUGCUGGAACAGCUUGUAGUAGUUUCAUAUCCCUGCUAGCUAUUAGCAAAUUCACAUAAUUAAUCCAGCGUCUAAUUACAUAAGUCGAGAGGCUGUAUGUGUGAUUUGGGGUGUAAUUAGUAGAGAGCAGAUAGCUAGCAAGUUACAACUGCAGAUCGAAUUGAGAAAAUAUUCAGGGAUGAAGACUGUAAAGCUUUUGCUAGCUUGGGCCUCCUCUUUGCAGCAGUAGUAUAGUAAGUAAACUAGUAAAUUAAUUAAUCAGUGAUUUUGUCGACAUGCAUAUGCACAUGAGCACAUCACGUUGGGAUGUCAAUAUAAUACAGGAUUAAUUAAUCGGUUAAUCAGAUAUUGGAAGCUUCUUCCUCCUCUCAC